Messenger RNA from Tyto alba (common barn owl), 3420 nucleotides. RefSeq names its product V-set and immunoglobulin domain-containing protein 4-like. The transcript is spliced from 9 exons. Gene Ontology annotation, molecular function: complement component C3b binding. The coding region runs from base 201 to 1445 and encodes 414 amino acids. Gene Ontology annotation, biological process: negative regulation of macrophage activation; negative regulation of complement activation, alternative pathway; negative regulation of interleukin-2 production. The record is from RefSeq and is a predicted model, not a curated record. Lineage: Eukaryota; Metazoa; Chordata; Aves; Strigiformes; Tytonidae.
UUUUUUCUGCCCACACCUCUGACGGUCAUCACUGAGACACUUUUUUUUUCCUGAAAAAGAGGAAGGAAAAACCAUCAGCAGCUGUCCUGGGUUCUCGAUGACAAAGUGAGCUAAGAAAGGAAGUGUUCCUGAUUUACCCCUUGACUUCAAGAGAAGAAGCCUGCCCUAUGUGAAAGGGAGAAGCUGCAGCCCUGGGAAGGAUGGGAAUGCUGGUGAGAGCAGUCGUGCUUAUGAGUCCUCUUCUCUUCUGCAGUGCUUUUCUGGACCUGACUGGCCCCAAUGAGAUCAAAGGUGUAUGGAAGGAGUCUGUCAUCUUGCCGUGUGCCUACAUGCCUGUGAAGGAUUUUGUGCAGCAAACACUCACAUGGACUGUUGUACAUGACCAGAGCUCUGGCACCAUUUUUCGGAGGGAUGCCUCUGGUGACCACGUUCUCCUGUCAGAGUACAGGGGCAGAGUCAGCGUCCUGAAGGACACCCCAGGGAAUGUGUCUCUCCACAUGCUGAACUUGGAGGUCUCUGACAGGGGAACCUAUGCUUGCCAGGUCACUUGGAGAGCCAACAACAACAGCCUGGUAACAAAAAGCAUCACCACUAAAAUGGAGGUUGUUAAAGUUGCAGUGACCAAGCCCAUCAUCAGGGCCAGCGAGCUGGGGCUGACUUUCCUGCCAGGAGCCAGGACCAGCCUGACCUGCGUGGCCAGCGGGUCCCCUCCCAUCAGCUACCGCUGGUUCAGAGGUGCCCCGGGAGGGGAAGCCCUGCUCCUGAGCAGCCAGGCCGAGCUGGCGUGGGACAGCCUGCAGCCCUCCGACACCGGGAAGUACUACUGCGAGGCAGAAAACAGGGUUGGGGACAGGGCUGCACAGCAGAGCGAUGUCGUUGAGCUGACGGUGAGAGAUCUGCCCACAACAACAGUGGCCUCUCAGAGGGAUGUGGGAACCUCGAGGAGACACCACCCAACCACAGAAAAAACCCAAACAGAGCCGGUGUUCAGAAGUACCUCAGUAAGCUCUUGGACUCCACGGGGCUCCACCACUACUACAGAUCUGCCCAUAACAGUAGUGACUUCUGACAAUGGUGUGGGAUAUCCAGAAAAGAAUUAUACAACUCAGAAUUUUCAGAGGACUCACCUGUCCCUGUACCUGGUCAUCCUGAUUGCUGUGGUUUGCGGUGCUGUGGUUUUCCUUGUCAUCUUCCUUAUUAUUUGCAUUAGAAAGCCCAAAGAUGCUCAAGUCUAUGAAGUAAAAUCCCAUAACUCAAGAGCAGCAGCUUCUUCAACAUGUGCAAGUACAGGUCAUUAUGAGGAGCCCAUCUCAUUGACUGAAAACACCUAUGUGAUGGAGUCCAUGAAAAACAAAAGAUCUGAAGAAAUAAACGGGAAAAAUAAUGAAUAUGAAUGUGUUGGAAACACCCAGGAAUCUGAAUAUGAAGUAGGGGACAUUGUAUGAGAACCAACAGUACUCUACAAAUAGAAGUCCUGAAGAGUACCUUCAGGCAAAAUUUAUCUUCCUACUUACCUUUGCCUCUGAAAAAAUAGGUUGGACAAGCAGUUUUUGGUCCUCUGAAAUUUGUAGAGCCUUAAUAAUCUGCAGUGAAAAUGCAAACCUCUGUAUGAACUCCAGUUACAGUUUGCUGCAUAGAUCUGGAUUUGCUUUUCUUGGUUCCUUCUCACCACCUCUGUAGAAGAAAGCCCUUUGAAAGCCAGGGUAUGCAGAUCCCAGGUGAAGAGCACUGUACUAAGCUUACUGCUUUAUAUAUCCACAGACUUUGUGUGGUGGGAGUAGAACCAGCACCAAGGGCUGCUCAACACCCCCAUCAUCUUUGGGCAAGAAGCGCAGUGUUUCUCCUCCCAUCCACCUGAAGUGCUGCAUAGGUGGUAGAAUGUCCUUUCAAAUGUGAGAUAGCCCAUAAAGGAACACUGAAAGACAGAUUAAAGCUGGGAUGAAACCAAGAACCUUACCACACUAGCAGGACAAAAAGAAGAAAUGUCCCGUGCACCCAUCGUGCUGUACUCAGUAUGCCUUUCUGCAACACUCGCAAUAUGAUGCAGACACGUUUUAUAGUUUUGGUGCUGGACAGCUUGGGAGAUUCUGAUGCUACAGCAGGGCACAUUCUUUCUGAGUUCACCUUCUCUAUUGUCUCUUUUCACACAUUUGAUAUUUGAAAGAAAUGAGAUACUUUUCCAUAAGUUUCUGGAUAGGAUUGUUCACACAUGCCUAAAUUAUUUUGAUAUUAAUAUCUUUGCAUAACCAACUAAUUUUUAAAAUGCUAGCAAGCACUCACAAUUACAGCUCCUCAAUACUUUCCUCAUAGCUUAGAAGGCCUGAAAGGUAAGUAGGGAGAUGAAAAGCUUUGCCAUUCAUAAUUUCUACUACCCUGAGUAAAUCUAUAACAUGGAUACUGCAGAGUUAUGGAAGAACUUUUUUAUAAUGAACGAUAGGGCAAUACUGUGUCUGCUUAAGAGCCAUGUGAACAGAUGUAAAACAAAACAAGCAAUCUGAGGGGUGAGGGGGAUAUCAGUGGCACAGAUACAGGAUUAGUGGUGCCCCCCCCCCCCCCCCCCCCAAGAUUUGCUGUUCACACUCAGGAAAGAUCUGCACCUGCAUCUCUCUGCAAGCAUCAACUCAAAACUUACAAACUUACCAGCAUUCAAAAAGAGUAUUAGGUGUUAUUAGGAAAGUCAUUACACUGCACUAGCAAACAGGAUUGUGAUACUAUAAAAACCCAUGGAAUGCUUCCACCUUAUGUAUGCGUGUAGGUCUCCUCUUGGAAGGGUUUAACAGGGCUGGAAAUGUUACUGAGAAUAAUAAUAAAGGAUGAUUAGUGGCAUGAAAGCACUUCUGUGCAAAUGCAUUAUACUUUCUCAGCUUGGAAAAAAAGAGAAGAACAAGGCAAAAGGAGCACAGUGUGUUCAUCACGACCAGUGUGGAGAAGAUUAAUAGACACUAUUUGUUUAUAAAUUUUCUGAAAAGGAAGCAAAUGUUAGCUAAAAUUAUCUGGUAGAACUUUUAAAGGGAGAGGAAAAGUACUUCUUUUAUGCAAUAUAGAAAUAACUGUGGAAUGCAAUACUACUCAUCCAGUGCUAUAAAAACGCAAAGUACACAGAGGUCCAAUGAGAAAUUAGAGGAAUUAAUGAUACAAAAGUUUAUCAAAACCACCAGGCACACUUUACUACAUAAGGUACUUAUUAGUGACUUUGUAGUUUCUCCCUGAAUUUCCUGUACCACUAGUUUUAUUUCUCUUUUUUUAAGAAGAUACUUAAAAAUCAAGGGCUGGGAAACCUUGAUUUCAAAAUGGAAAGGGAACAAACGGCAGCUUUUGUUGGUGAUGAGGUCUUGGAAAAAAUUGUCAACAUGUACAUGCAGCUUAUUGCAAAUGUGGAGCAGCAAAUGAACAUCAUUAAACUGAAAGACUGCAAAGUUA